CCGUAUCGGAGUUGCAGUCGCCACCACUUUUAUUUAAAAUGCCGUUUUCUUUCAAUUUAUAUGCAGAAUAGCUAUAGUUUUAGUGGCAUUGAUUUAAUCCAAAAGGGAAAGCCAGGCCAGGCGACGUUCUUCUCCGCCUCUUCCUUUUCAAAGAACGCCAAAAUGAAACCAAGUUGAAGAAACCCAGAAGAGAAAACAAAUAAUUUUGACGAAUUCUUGUUUUUGGAUCGAUUUUGAUUAUCUGCAAUGGACCCUGCCAUUUUGGACAGUAUCAUAUGUCGUUUAUUGGACACUAAGCAGGCAAAGUCAGGGAAACAGGAACAGCUGAUGGAAGAUGAGAUCCGUAAGCUUUGUAUUGUUUCUAGAGAAAUAUUUCUUCAACAACCCACUCUUCUUGAACUUACAGCUCCCAUUAAGAUCUGCGGUGACAUUCAUGGACAGUACACUGAUCUUCUGCGGCUUUUUGAGUGUGGAGGUUUCCCUCCUAAUGCUAAUUAUUUAUUCCUGGGGGACUAUGUUGAUCGUGGCAAGCAGAGUCUAGAAACAAUAUGCCUUCUGCUGGCCUAUAAGAUCAAAUAUCCUGAGAACUUCUUUCUUUUGCGAGGGAAUCAUGAAUGUGCUAAUAUUAAUCGGAUUUAUGGAUUUUAUGAUGAAUGCAAACGAAGGUUCUCUGUGGGAGUUUGGAGGACCUUUACUGAGUGUUUUAACUGUCUUCCCGUGGCUGCUGUAAUAGAUGAUAAAAUAUUGUGCAUGCAUGGUGGUCUUUCCCCUGAUCUAUCAAAUUUGGAUCAAAUUAGGACUUUAACCCGUCCAAUAGAUGUUCCCGAGUCUGGUAUGCUUUGUGAUUUACUUUGGUCAGAUCCUGGUAGGGAAAUCAAAGGGUGGGGUAUGAAUGAUCGGGGAGUCUCAUACACCUUUGGCCCAGAUAGAGUUUCUGACUUCUUAAUGAAAAACGAUAUGGACCUUAUUUGCCGUGCCCAUCAGGUUGUUGAAGAUGGCUAUGAGUUCUUUGCUGACAGACAGCUUGUUACAGUAUUUUCAGCUCCCAACUAUUGUGGUGAAUUUGAUAAUGCGGGUGCAAUGAUGACUGUUGAUGAAACCCUAAUGUGUUCUUUCCAAAUUCUGAAACCCGCUGAGAAAAAGUCCUCCUGGUUCCAUUGAGGAACAUGUUCUGAUGUAAGUUUCAUUCUAUACCAUGAAGCAAAU
Molecule: messenger RNA, 1206 nt
Organism: Hibiscus syriacus
Lineage: Eukaryota; Viridiplantae; Streptophyta; Magnoliopsida; Malvales; Malvaceae
Product: serine/threonine-protein phosphatase PP1 isozyme 2-like
Exons: 4
Coding region: 247-1161 (304 amino acids)
Cellular component (GO): nucleus; cytoplasm
Molecular function (GO): protein serine/threonine phosphatase activity
Source: RefSeq, a predicted model, not a curated record